AUGGCGUACACGGUCGACUUGGGGUCGGAUAUCUUCUAUUCUACCAAAUGUGACUUAUAUCUUACCCUGCAUACCUCAGUGGAGAUGCUCAUCCCUGCAGGGGCUACAAGACUGCAAUCUGUUGAAACCCUCAAGAACGUACUCUAUUCCGGUACAAUAUGGGUGGAUCAGGCGCCCGAGCUCAGACUGAAUAUUCAUGUCAGCGCCGAAUCGGGCUUGAGCCGACCAUUGUCAAUCCUUACCUCUCAAAUUGGGGACGCACUAUGCAACUCUCAGUGCUGGUUGGAACUAGGUCUUGGGGCUCUUUUCAAAAACUGUGACCAUUGGACCGAAAAUAGCUCCUCUACAACUUUUCGGUUGUCGUUCGGAUUACGUAGAAGGCCUGGAGGGUCUGUAACAGCUGAAACAUCAAAACGUCCAGCUUUGGUCAAGUCCUUUACCAAUGCAGUUCCUCCUUUAUAUACUCCAGCUUUUCAUAUAUCUGCAAUUGAUAUCUCGAUGAUCUAUAGUCGCCGCAGUCAACCCCUGCGGUAUAUAUCAUCAUCUACAGCGCCCGAGAACUGUGGAGCCACGCCACGCAUGGAAAUACCUUAUCUCGUCGACAAAGUUGUUGAGCAUUCUCAAGAUUCUGCCUCUGCAAGUAUUCUACUGGCCAACGACACCUGCCAAGUCUCGGAGUUCAUAUCCUUGUUCAACAUCGGGUUCAGCGCCCUCGUGCGUGAUGAUCCGCCCAGGAUUUACAAGUAUCCAACGCUGAAGAAGAGCGAUUUACAGUCUCUUUCUCGAAUUGCGCCUUCAGUAUUCAGUCUUAGAUACCGCGAAGCCAUGAAUGAACGGUCACAACUAAUGCCCCUAAUCGCCAAAUCGAUGUGUUCUAUCUUAAAGUCCACACAAAACAAAUCGCUACAAGAUAAAGCUGCUGCCCUUGAGACAUCACAACGCCGUCGACUUGAUGGCUUAUCUUCCGUUCCCGAGGUCAUGGAUAUGAAAACAACGAUAAUGACCUCCCUUUGGUGCAUUGCCCAAAAGAAGCUCUAUAAACCUGAAGCUUCGCGAAAGCUAAGCCCAUUAUGGCCUACACUUAGGCCGUGCAGCGUGUCUCUGCUUCAGAGAUACACCGUAACCAAAGAAUACAUCGAAGAACACAUCCAAUUCCACGAUGACUGGGACAUCGACGAAACAGAAACAUCAGACUGUUAUCUAGGCACAAAUGGAGAUAUUGAAGUAUACAACCCAUAUGAAACAAGCAUUUUAUUGUCGGAUGGGAGAAAUACCUCGGUUUACUCUGAUAUAAUGGAAAGCCAGAAAAGCGAAUUUGAUUGUCUGGAAUAUAGCCCUACAACACCAAAUUCCUCCUGGGAAACUGAUCACGGCAAGCAAUGUGUAUCAACAGGCAAAUCACUAUACGUAGAUCGGCUGAGCGAUGAUGAAAUGCUUAUGUCGGAUCGUUUCGACGAUUACGUAUCAACUUCAUUGCCUAUUUCAUGUAUAUCCUCUGACAUCGAUGUAGAGGGGCCCUAUGGUAGAGAAAGCGAUGAUAUGUUGGGCGACCAGUUGUGA
Molecule: messenger RNA, 1560 nt
Organism: Aspergillus bombycis
Lineage: Eukaryota; Fungi; Ascomycota; Eurotiomycetes; Eurotiales; Aspergillaceae
Exons: 3
Coding region: 1-1560 (519 amino acids)
Source: RefSeq, a predicted model, not a curated record